AUGACGCUCAUCACAGACCCUCUCAAGAUCGGACGCUGCACCCUGAGCCACCGGGUUGUCAUGGCGCCAUUGACUCGGUUGCGGGCCAGCGAUGAGCAUGUCCCUGAAGACAUGGUGCUGGAGUACUACUCGCAGCGUGCUUCCGUUCCAGGGACGCUCCUCAUCACCGAAGCCUGCUUCAUCUCCGCCAAGUCUCGCGGCCGCGACGAGAAUGCCCCGGGUAUCUACAGCAGCAAACACAUCCAAGCUUGGAAGAAGAUCACGGACGAGGUUCACCGGAAAGGGUCCUACAUCUUUAUGCAACUAUGGCAUGUGGGAAGAGCUGCGCGCCAACAUGCACUAGACAAGGCUGGACUGGAGAUGGUUAGCAGCAGUAGCACUCCCAUCAGUGACGACCACCCGACGCCGCGGCAAAUGACGAUCGAAGAAAUUAAAGAGUGCAUAGACGACUUUGCACAAGCCGCCAAAAAUGCUAUUGCUGCCGGCUUUGACGGCGUCGAGGUCCACGCAGCCAACGGUUAUCUCAUCGAUCAAUUCACCCAGGAUACGUGCAACCGGCGGACGGACGAGUGGGGAGGGAGCAUUGAGAACCGUUCGCGAUUCUGCUUUGAGGUCGUCAAAGCAGUCUGCGAGGCCAUUGAACCAGAUCGGACUGCCGUGCGACUUUCACCGUUCAGUACCUUUCAAGGCAUGCGCAUGGCAGACCCUGUUCCCCAGUUCAGCGACCUGAUCUCGCGCCUCAGAGUUUUCCCUCUUGCGUAUUUGCACCUCGUCGAACCGCGAAUCGCGGGCAAUGCGGAUGUGAUCUCCACAGACCAAGAAAGCCUGGACUUUGCGCUCAAGACAUGGGCAAAGACUGGACCACUUAUCCUUGCCGGGGGCUACACGGGAAAAAAGGCAAACGAGGCUCUGGAGACAAGACUCAGCGGGGAGUCUGUGGCAUUUGCCUUUGGAAGGCAUUUUAUUUCAAACCCUGAUCUACCCUUCAGACUGACCAAUAAUAUCCCUUUGACUCACUAUGAGAGGGACACUUUUUACAAAGUUAAAAGUCGGGACGGAUACACAGACUACUCAUUUUGCUCUUCUUGGCAAGACCAGCGUUUGUAG
This is a messenger RNA of Thyridium curvatum, 1107 nucleotides long. RefSeq lists its product as uncharacterized. NCBI's taxonomy places the organism in Eukaryota, Fungi, Ascomycota, Sordariomycetes, Thyridiales, Thyridiaceae. Gene Ontology annotation, molecular function: FMN binding; NADPH dehydrogenase activity. The record is from RefSeq and is a predicted model, not a curated record. The transcript has a single exon. Bases 1 to 1107 code for a protein of 368 amino acids.